Molecule: messenger RNA, 6414 nt
Organism: Egretta garzetta (little egret)
Lineage: Eukaryota; Metazoa; Chordata; Aves; Pelecaniformes; Ardeidae
Gene: TSSK2
Product: testis specific serine kinase 2
Exons: 1
Coding region: 5359-6330 (323 amino acids)
Biological process (GO): intracellular signal transduction; microtubule cytoskeleton organization; protein phosphorylation
Cellular component (GO): cytoplasm
Molecular function (GO): ATP binding; protein serine/threonine kinase activity; tau-protein kinase activity
Source: RefSeq, a predicted model, not a curated record
UUCAGUGGGUUUUCUCCGGCACUUGCCUCCUCCAGCCCCACGGGAGCUGUUGCCAUGCUCAGCUCAGCAGUGUCAGGGAGAGGCCAUUUCCAAAGCUAAAAAUGAAGUUUAAUGUGGCAGUGGAAAUUGGUGCCCACGAAGACCCCAGAGCUGGGAUAGCAACAAACAUGAGCCCAGUUCCAUCUCCCAGAGCUGUGAGCCCUGCGGGGCCCCAGGAGGGCUGCGUGGCAGGGGCCGUGCGUGCUUGGGGACCUGCUGGAGCGCGUCAUGAGCAGCAGGGGGGUUGCCUGACAAUUUAGGCCAAAACCCAUUUUGCCAGCUCUCAUGCGCUGCCAAAUACCGUCAUGAUCUGUGUGUCCGUGGGGACCUGACGCAUGACAACAUCCUCCAGCACGAAGGCACAAGCGUCAAACUCCCCAGCUUUGUUCCUCCCAAGGGAUGCUGCAGGGAGAGGCUGUUCUCAGCCCAGCUUCCCACAGCCUAGCUGCACGUGCUGACCCCAGAUUGAUCCAGGACGUUCCUUAUCCCCCCCAAGCUCAUGACACCCCAUCACCCAUAUGUAUAAGUAAAUGUCCUGCGAUGCCUCCAGCACGAGAGCAGCACUCCCCUUGUAGACAGGGCACGGGCUGCUUCUUCCUGCCUUUCAACCCAAGAAAACACAGACCUCAUUUGCCCAUGCCACAGCCCCCAGUGCCCCCCAGCUCUAAACAGAGGUGGGCCUGGAGCACACACGUGUGCCAAAGCACCACAAUGUGCACAGCACCUCUGAGCAAACAGGCAAUAAAUGGCCCAGCCACACAAGAGCACAAAGGUGAAGGGUAAGAGGCACCCACUUCCCCAGGCUGUGCUGUGCCAAGCUCUGUAACACUGGCAGACACCAACACGAUGGGACUGUGAAUACCCUGGCCAAGCCACAGGCGUGCAUGAGGCAGGGCCACCCCAAGCAGCCGCACCAGCCCCAAGCCCCCAGGCAGGAGGCCGGGGUACCAGGGGCUGCAUUGGGGGGAGCAGGGGCAGCCCAGUGCCCCGGGCAGGAGGGGUGAGGACGGAGCGUGCUAGCAAAAACAUGCCGAGCGCCUCUGCCCAGGGCGUGCAGGAGCCGGCACAUCCCAGGCACUCCCAGUUUCCUACUGGGAACAAGUGUUUCUCUAACCAGUAAGUGCAGAUCCCCUGUGCCCAAAAAGCAGCAGAGAAAAGCUGCCGUGCCCGGGAGGAGCAGAGGGAAGGGGCUCAAAGGGAGGGAACCCAGCUCUUGCCCCGGCCUGACUCUGAGCUGGGGUUUGCAGCCAGCUGCUGCGGGGCCAGCUGCAGGGAGCUGGGAUUGAGGCACCAAAUGUAAAUAUGAAGAAGCAGGAAUUGCUCCUUCUCCCUCUCCCCUGAGCGAGUGGAUCCAUUUCCUUUAUCUUCACAGAGAAAUAGCCCAGUCUUCCAAAACAACAGCGCCUCCAACCACAGCUUCCUUCUGGGCUAAAUAAUCGGAGAAGUAGAAAGCAGCGCAGAGCCCCAGCCCUUACUGGAACCGACUUCGAGGUGGGUGCAAAGCUGCAGCCCUGCAUGGCCCCCGGCACCACGGCAGGGGUGGCUACUCUGCCCCAGGGAAAUGCUCUUGGCCCUGAAGGUGAGGAGCAGAGGGGAGCAGCUUGGGGCUUGCUGCCUUCGGGAAGUCCCGUUGCCGCAAGACGUGGCUCACGUGGGCUGCAGGGGCUGAGCAAACCUUCAGCUGGAGUGUCCAAGGCAGCCACUCCCCAGCCACUCGGACCUGGCUGUCUGCUCAAAGUACAGCACGGGGUGAUCGUGAGAGUUUCUUUUCUCACCCCCCGCACCAAACCCUGUGUUGCUGCUUGUCUGCCGCUCAGCAUUUUCCUACUUGUGCCCCAUAAAGGAAAGGGCAGCAGUCAUCCCUGGUGUAAUCAGUGUUUUGCUUCUUUAAGGCAUCUGAGCCUGCCUUCUCCGUCCAGGUUGCAGCAACUCAUCCCUCAUCCUCACUGGCUCAUCACUAAUGGUUCUUGCAACUUUCUCUUUAAGAACUACAUCCUGCUGUUCCCCAAAUCAACCAUAAUCCCCCCUCUUUCCCAUCCAAUUAUAAGAACAAGUCUCUCCUCUUCUUUCCUGCAUGGAGCAAGGAGCCGAGCCCCAAACUGCACAUGCAAAGCACCCCCAGACUCCGCAGGGGAUGUUACAGCCCCACAUCACACCCCAGGGCCACAGGCCCACUGGGGCUCCCACGAUUUCUUGUGUGCAGCCGGUAACCCACCGCAGCCAGCCCCACCGCCGCUCACUGCCAACCACCUCUGCGGCGUUAGGAGAGCUCCGGGUGCUAUUUUGGCUGAGGGAGGAAGCGUGCUUGGGCCUUGCACAUAGGAAAAUGCAGAUAGACAGGAACAGCAAAAGGAAAAGAACCCUCUGAAAAACAGGAGGGGGGGGGGAAAUCACAAGUCAUCAAGAACCAAGAUAUUUUUUCACACUGGUUUUGGCCCUGUAAGGCACAUGAUCUGCUAGGACUACGGCAGCAAAAAUUUCUGGCAACAAAGAGUUUACUGAUUCCCUAAUUACAGACAGCAAGGGCUGAAAGGCAGCAGGAAGCAGAGACCAGACAUUAGAGCAGGCGUUACAGGAAUAGCCCAUCUGAAGAGCACUACAUCCCCUUAAAGAGAUCCAGUUUUAGAGCAUUUAAUUGAAAAUAAAUUACAUUCCCAGCAAACACGUGAAGGCCCUUCAGUCUGGCAGAAUUGAGACAGUGAUUUUAGUAGGGCUGUCUGAGUUAACUCACUUGGGGGCAAACACAAAACCAACGCUGUCCCACAGGAUAUUUAAUGCAAUUUGCUUUUAAGCAUUGAUUAGUUCCACGUUGUGCAAUUCUUUUCAGGUAUCACAUUCCCUGCUCUGUUAUCCCAGCUACACCUUGGUAUGAGCAUGACCGGUUUGAAAUGCCAUGGAAGACACAUGCCCCAUCCCAGUUCUGACCCACACAUACACCUCAUCCACGGUCCCUCAAACACUGCCCAGCCCUUACGUGCAUCCCACACCCAGGAGAGCUCCGGCACCCAGUGAAUGGGUAGGAAUCACCUGACAAGAAGAUGGAGGGUAUCAGGUACCAGGCUUGAGACACGCACGCUGAUCACAGCCUGCUUCCACACAUCCAGCCCACAUCCCAUGGGGGUUGGGACAUUUCUUUCCAUGUUCCCAUGCUUGUCCUUCUCUAAUCCCUCCCUUUCUCUAACCCUCGUCUCUUCCCAAAAUAACCCUCCUCUAAUUACUUUUUCCCAUUGGGCCCUGUCUUGCUACAGCCGUAGCCCAAUUUGGUGUUUCUGAUACCUCGCACUGGGUCACCUCCACCUCGCCAGCUUCCACACCCCAGGUGGUCCCCAUGCUCCUCCUCAAUCAUCCGUGAAGCUCAGACACUUCCCUGGGCGCUCUCUGCAGCGAUCCAGCAGCUGCCCGUUCCCUGCUGCAUCCAGCCAUCUCUCAUGUCAUGUCUGCUCCUUUCCCCUGCUCUGUUCAGUGACUCAAACUGCGGGCCAGGACCCGACCUGCCUGGGUACCCUAACAGAGAGGUCCUACAUUUCAUGGAGAUAUGCAGAUCGUGUGAUCAUUAUGAAAUAAAUAAUUAUUUUUUAAAAUUACCUAAGAACUUCAUUGUUAUUUAGCCAGUUCAGUCCUUAAGGAACAUCUCUGAAAACAUGGAAACAUUAGUAAGUGAAUUCCCCUUACAUUCAUUCAUGAGUACCUGAGAAUAUUUUUGCUUAAAGAAAAAAAAUUUAGCCUUCAAUUAGUUCUGAACUAAAAAAAAAAAAAAAGCAAAAAUUACUAAUUUCCUGGAGUUGCAAUUUCUAGCAAUGCCAUGUCGAUCAACUAAUUUUUACAAGGUGCCCUAUAAAAAUCGAGUCCCUUGGAAGGGUUUUUCACAGUCAGGGACAUGAGUUUUGGAAGUGGCAGUGGAAACAGCGCAAUAGGAAGCUCUCACCAAGACAAACGCGGCAUCAAACACCCCAGACCUUACAGAAGGCGGCAGGCACUGCUCAGAGAGCCAAGUAAGAUUUUCCAUGCAUGUUUCCUCAGUAAAACAUCACCUGGUUAUAGAAAAUGUCAAGGCUGCCAAGUGUUACACAGGCUGUCUUGUACUCUGGCAUGGUGCAAAAAGCAUACACACAUGGCUACGCCUGCUUCCUGCUAAAAGGUGCUCGGCUCUUCUCCAGGCUGGAUCACACCAGUGCUCAUCCCACACUCAAAGGUCAGCUCAUACUGGAAUGACCACAGCUCUUGAGUGCAGGCUAUGUAUGGUUAAAACUGCUCUUCAUUUUUUUUGGCUAAUUCCAAAAGUUAGCCAAAAGUUUCAAAGAACGGGAGGAAAAAGCCCAAACAAAAGCCCCAGUGUGGCUGUCAGAAGUUCCACUUCUGUUCUUCAGAAUGACAGGGUCAUCCAUGCUGGUGGAUGAAGCAGGACUGUCCCUAGCCACCGCGUUAUGAUCAUCAUCAUCAAGUCUUUGGAGUCACAUACAUAGCAGCUGUAAAAACAAAUUUGAAAAAGCUGAGACAAAUCAAAAAGCCCCAGAAGCUGAUUACAGUGAAGCAAUCAAUGUGCAAAACAGUAAUCCUCAGAGCCCUUCUGAGAAAGGUGUCGGUGUGAACCCUUCUCAAGAACACCAGAAGCUGGAAGUCAAAAUGUAACUCCCCCGCUGAGUAAGGGUUUAAGAAAAAGCCAGCUGCAAAGCCCACAAAAGCCAAUCAUCAGAGCUACAAAAUGGAGGGGCUGGGUAAACAACAAGGAAAUGAACUUAAGAGAAGCCACUUCCUUCCCCUAACAAGCCCAUGAGGAAAAAAACCCAGUUCUUGAAUAUGGAACCAGUGGAGACAAGAGAAGCAGCAUCCCAUCCCUUCUGAAGGCCACUGGCUAAUGAGGAGCAAGACCACCGUAGGCCAGAAGCAAGCCCACACGGGGCUUGAGAGAUCAUCUGGGAUAUACAAAAAAGACACCAGACAAAAUUUCACCUAACUUGUGAAUAAAUGUAAGACUGAGGUACACUUUAGGGAAGAAAAACAUUUAAGCUACUUCCAUCCUGUUAGCAAAAUUAAAGAUCAUUUUAUGAAGGCAGAGUGCAACCAAUGUCUCCCAGCGACCCGAUGUUAAGUUUUGCUCUGGAUGAUGUCAUCCAGUAGCUUUAUAAAAGCACCGAAAGGUCCUUGGUGCCCUGUGGAGGGGGGGCUGCCUGUGACAUCACACAGCGGCCAGCGCUGCGGUGCCCACCCGCCUGCCACACCAGGGCCAAGGCAGCCACCAUGGUGCGUGGGCACACCAUCUGCCACCACACAUGAUGCACACCAGCACCAACUCACGCAGCUCCCCCCAGCUCUCCCACCAUGGAUGAUGCUGUGGUGCUUGGAAAGAAAGGCUACAGCCUGAACAACACGCUAGGACAAGGCUCAUAUGGCAAAGUGAAAUCCGCCUACUGUGAUCGGCUGAAACGUAAUGUGGCUGUCAAGAUCAUCGACAAGAGGAAAACUCCUCGGGACUUCCUGGAAAGAUUUCUCCCCAGGGAAAUAGAGGCUUUGAGACGUUUGCACCACCCCUCAAUCAUCAAAGCCUAUGAGAUUUUUGAGACAUCAGCUGGAAAAGUGUACAUCGUGAUGGAGCUGGGGGAGAAGGGAGACCUCCUGGACUACAUCAAGAUCACGGGAGCUAUGAAAGAGGACAUUGCUCGCAUCAAGUUUCAGCAGUUGGCUUCUGCCAUCAAGCAUUGCCACGACUCAGACUUUGCUCACAGGGACCUGAAAUGUGAGAAUAUCCUUCUCGAUGAAGACCUCAACAUCAAGCUGUCAGACUUUGGCUUUUCCAAAUCCUUAUCUCGGGAUGAAAAUGGAAGAACUGUUCUCAGCAAAACCUUCUGCGGGUCUGCUGCGUACGCAGCCCCUGAAGUGCUACAGGGCAUUCCUUGUGACCCCAGGAUUUCUGACAUAUGGAGCCUGGGUGUCAUCCUGUAUACAAUGGUGUACGCUUUAAUGCCAUUUGAUGAUUCCAACAUCAGGAAAAUGAUCGGUAUUCAGAAACAACACAGGAUUCCCUUCCCCAACUCAAAACACCUGACUGUAGAGUGCAAGGACCUCAUUCACCACUUGCUCCAGCCCAACAUAUCUCAGAGGUUGUGCAUAGAUGAAGUUUUGAAACACUCAUGGUUGCAGACUCCUAAAUCCAUGAUCCCUUCCCCUCUGCCAGCUGCAGAAGAGGGUGAGUGUUCCCAAAAACUGCGUGGAGGAAAGCCUGAGCACAAGCAGCAAGACAAAUCCCAUUCUGCAGAAGGGGAAGGAGAGGAGAAGGAAACGACAUCCUCUUAAGGAUAGCUGGUUUCAACAAUGUCACAAAGUUGGUCUAACUGGUUCUCAACUUCAGCUUCUCCGGACCCUUUCAGCAGUAGUCCU